GGGGGCGGGCGGUACGUCAGGGCCCGGCACUGCCCGGCUCCUCCGGCGGAGCUGCUGCUGGCGGCCGGGCGGCGCCCCUCCCGCCGGCCUGGAGAGCUGCCAUCCGGUCCCCUCGCUCUGCAGGCUCACAGCUGAAAGGAUGGAGAACUCGUCAGUGGCCUCGGCCUCCUCGGAGGCGGGCAGCAGCCGCUCGCAGGAGAUCGAGGAGCUGGAGCGCUUCAUCGACAGCUACGUGCUGGAGUACCAGGUGCAGGGGCUGCUCAGCGACAAGACUGAGGGCGACGGCGAGAGCGAGAAGACGCAGUCCAACAUCUCUCAGUGGACGGCGGAUUGCAGUGAGCAGCUCGAUGGCAGCUGCUCCCCAUCCAGAGGGAAGGGCUCGUCGUCCCACCAGCACAAGCAGGAAGAUGGGGAUCACAGCAGCGGCGGGAGCGCAGGAUCGCGGCCGGGGUCAGGCUCCAGGUGUGGCUCUGGAUCGAGGUCUGGGAGGAGCAGCCAGUUGAGGCGCACCACCAAGAAUGGCAACAAGGAGGGCUCCCUUGACAUGCUGGGCACUGACAUCUGGGCUGCCAACACCUUUGAUUCCUUCAGUGGUGCGACGUGGGACCUGCAGCCUGAAAAACUAGAUUUCAGCCAAUUCCACAGGAAGCUCCGGAACACCUCCAAACACCCACUGCCCCACAUCGACAGGGAAGGGCUUGGAAAAGGGAAAUAUGAGGAUGGUGACAGCAUCAAUCUGAACGACAUCGAGAAGGUCCUCCCAGCGUGGCAGGUCUCGUGGGUUGCUCCUGGCCCAGCUCUUUGGGCACACCUUAGCACCAUGCCCUUCGUGGAUGGAGAACGAGCAUCCUCCAGUGCGACUCUGCUACAAAGGUUCUGCUCUGCUGGGUGUUCUGCAGCAGCUCCAGCAAUGAGAGCACCAGACUGCAGAGAGGCAGGGAGUCUUACAGGCUGCUUUGGAAAUUCUGUGUCAUGCACAGCAUGAAAUUAGGGCUAAUUUCCAGAACACACUCAACCUCAUAUCUCUAUCUUUACUCCUAUUUUCACUGACCCGCUUGAUGGGUGGGGCAGAAUACUCUGGAUAUGGGGGCAUUGAUCCAUAGAGCUGAGUUUUGGUGGUAGAACCUAUCAGCAGUAUUUCAACAGCAAGCUGCAAGGCACACCCGUGUCUUUUUGGUGAGAAAAGAAAUAUGGAACAAAAAGAAUCAGGGAAAGAAAAAAAAAAAAUAGAAAGCAAUAGGAAAAACUAACCGUCCUCCAAAUGCUCUUUCCGCCACCGAGCGAGAAAUGCUCGUCAGCCUUUUGUUUCGGCGCUGCAGAAGGUGUUCCGCUGCUCGGAGCUGCUCUGCCAUCUGGUGGGAGCUGCAGGCAGAGCCCUCCUGCUCGCUCCUCUUUGUCUCCCCUGGCUCGUAGGAUCUGCAGUUGGAUUUGGACGCUCGUUUGCCUAAGCGCUGCCAAAAAGUGGAAGAAGAUGUGAAGAUGAGUGUUCUGCAGUCAGAAGGGCUUUCAGACAUGGCUGUGUGUGCUGGGGGCACGUACAGCCUGCAGCCCUUGGCCACGUGGGCAGGUAGUGGCAGGGCAAGGGGAAUUAAUGUGGAAGACAGUGUUGGCAUCCUUUGGUUUGACAUCUUUAUUGCCUUGCGGCUCACUGCCCUGCACACCGAGCGCUGUGUUCGCUGCUGGGCCUCUCAUCACAAGAAAGACAUCAGGGCCCUGAAGCGUGCCCAGAGAGGGGCAGUGGAGCUGUGGAGGAUCUGGUGGACAGGUCUUAUGGGAAGCAGCUGAGGGAACUGGGAUGGUUCUGUCUGGAGAAGAGGAGCUCAGGGGAGUGACCUCGUCGCUUCCUGCAGCUCCUGAAAGCAAGGAGCGAAGUGGGGGUCAGCCUCUGCUCCUAAAUCACAGCAGUAGGACAAGUGGUGGUGACCUCGUGUUGCACCAGGGGGGUUCAGGUUGGACUUUGGGAGCAGUGAUGCAGUGGCGCAGCUGCCCAGGGAGUGGUGGAGUCUGUGUCCCCAGGGGUGUUCCAGAACCA
Molecule: messenger RNA, 2032 nt
Organism: Tympanuchus pallidicinctus (lesser prairie-chicken)
Lineage: Eukaryota; Metazoa; Chordata; Aves; Galliformes; Phasianidae
Product: CBP80/20-dependent translation initiation factor-like
Exons: 8
Coding region: 140-985 (281 amino acids)
Source: RefSeq, a predicted model, not a curated record